Andrographis paniculata is the source of this 2470-nucleotide messenger RNA. RefSeq lists its product as uncharacterized. The coding region runs from base 117 to 2120 and encodes 667 amino acids. Lineage: Eukaryota; Viridiplantae; Streptophyta; Magnoliopsida; Lamiales; Acanthaceae. Gene Ontology annotation, biological process: regulation of gene expression. Gene Ontology annotation, molecular function: mRNA binding. The transcript is spliced from 6 exons. Gene Ontology annotation, cellular component: cytoplasm. The record is from RefSeq and is a predicted model, not a curated record.
CUGGAGUUUACCCUCCCUCGCGUUAUUCUUUUCUAUCUAUCUAUCUAGGGUUUAUUCGCAGCUGCUCCUCCCUCCCAAACUUAUCGAACAACUCCGAGUUUAUCCGAUUCGCAUCCAUGGCGGAGGAAGUGGCCUACUCUUCGGGUAGAGGCGAAUCCAACAAACGGAAGUACGAAGAAGAUUCGCCGUCCCCGGUGGCGCGUAGGGCUACAGGUUUCUCGUCGCCACCCGACUCCGCGGUGCCUCCGCCAUCAUACAGCAGUGUUCCGCCUCCGUUGAGCGAGAUUGAGCUGGCUAAGCAAAAAGCGCAGGAGAUCGCUGCGAGGCUGUUGAACAACGCUGAUCCGUCGAAGAGAACUAGAGUUGACAAUGCGCCUAGCGUUGGCGGGGGAGGGUUUGAUGCUAUUGAUUCAGGUAGUGGCCAGAAGCAUUUGGGUCUAGGUUUUGGUGGUCCGCCACAAGCUCCAUCUUAUGGAUAUCCAGGUCCAAGCAAGAAAAUUGAGAUACCCAAUGGAAGGGUUGGUGUGAUUAUUGGUAAAGGUGGUGAAACGAUCAAAUACCUUCAACUGCAGUCAGGAGCUAAGAUUCAGGUCACUAGAGACAUGGACGCAGACCCAAAUUCUGCAACUAGAGAGGUUGAACUCAUGGGGACUCAGGAUCAAAUAGCGAAGGCUGAGCAAUUAAUCAAUGAUGUUCUUUCUGAGGCUGAUGCAGGUGGCUCUGGCAUAGCAUCUCGCCGUGUAACAGGCCAAUCAUCUGGUUCUGAUCAGUUUGUGAUGAAGAUCCCCAACAAUAAGGUGGGGCUUGUUAUUGGAAAAGGAGGUGAAACUAUUAGAAAUAUGCAAGCAAGUACCGGGGCACGUGUUCAGGUUAUACCUCUACAUUUGCCACCUGGUGAUAUGUCAAAAGAGAGGACAGUACAAAUUGAAGGAACUACUGAACAGAUCGAAGCUGCAAAACAGUUGGUAUUCGAAGUCAUUAGUGAGAAUCGUCCAAGAAAUCCAUCAAUGUCCGGAGGAUACCCACAGCAAGGUUAUCAAUCCCGACCUCCCGCAAACUGGGGGCAACCUGGUCCACCGAUGCAGCAAUCUGGUUACGGUUAUGUCCAGCCUGGCGCAUACUCCGGUCCACCACAAUACAACAUGAAUCAACCGCCUUACUCUGGUUAUCCUCCCCCCGCAUCUGGUGGGUAUGCCGCAGGAUGGGAUCAGUCUAAUACUCAAAACCCGCAAACUGCUCAAGGAGGCGGUUACGAUUACUACAACCAGCAGCAGCCACCAUCCCAGCAACCACAUGGAGGCUCUGCUGCUCCAACAGAUGGUUCUGGCUACGGAUACGGCGGCAACGCCCCGUACAGCCAGGGACAGGGCUAUAGUCAAGAUGGUUAUGCGGCCUACAAUGCCGGCACAGUUCAAUCCGGUUAUGGACAGCCCCAAACAAACCCGUCUGCAGGAUAUGACCAGCAGCAACAAUACAAUUCCUCUUAUGCCAAUGUUCCUAACCCGAACCCCGACGGCCACACCGCUUCAUACGGAGCUCAGGUGGACCCCAAUCAGGCGCCUGCACCCGCACAAUCAUACAAUACUAGUGGUCAACCUGCUGUAAACCCUAAUUACCCACCACCAGCUUCUGGUGCAGCUGGUUAUGGGCUACCCCCUUCUUCCCAGGGUGGUUACGGUACUCAACCACCAUCUGGCUAUGGUAAUUACGGAUCAUCCCAGACUCAGAAGUCCGGUGGUCCGCUGGCAUAUGCACAACCACAGCAGUCCCCGAGUACUCAAGGUGGCGGUGGUGGCUAUCCUCAGUCAGGCUACCCUUAUUCCCAGCCGCCGCCUACUCAGCCAGGCUAUGCUCAGACUGAUUCCGGUCCUCAAAGACCUCCGGCAUCCGGAUAUCCGGGGUAUGGUGCCCCGCCUUAUGGAGCAUCUCCAGCAACUCAACAAAGCUAUAGACAACAACCUCCCCCAUAUAACAGUGCCUAUGGUGACGGAUAUUCCCAGCCUGCAACCUACCCCAGCGAUGGAUCUGCUGGCGGCAAUGCCAGAGGGAUUUAUGAUGCAACCACCCCACCCCACUCAGCCCAGCCUUCCGGGGCGGCCAAAACCUCUCCUGCCAAUUGAAUGUGACAAUCUAUUUCGUAUAUGGUACGCUCUCUAGCUUGUUAUCCUGUGACUUAUUAGGUGUAUCUUUUAUGUGGAAUUAGUUUUUCUAGUCUUUCUUUUUUUUACUUUUUUCCUGUGUGCUUUUGUUAUCUGUUUUAUUAUUCUGGUGGUGUUUUUAUGGAUCGAGUAGUGUUUUCAUUUAAAUUCUGUUGUACUUGCAAAUGCCCGACUAUUUGUUUUAGAUGAUGGGAAUUCUCUUGUAUGAAUUUUAGUAAACUUGUGAUGAGACUGCUAUUGACAUUGUUAGUAAUCUAGGAUUAAACCAAAAUAUGAAAUGACUGCUUCCUAGAAUUGUGCAAAUUAGCCGA